Messenger RNA from Amaranthus tricolor (Joseph's coat), 1902 nucleotides. RefSeq lists its product as uncharacterized. The record is from RefSeq and is a predicted model, not a curated record. Bases 275 to 1471 code for a protein of 398 amino acids. The transcript has 8 exons. Lineage: Eukaryota; Viridiplantae; Streptophyta; Magnoliopsida; Caryophyllales; Amaranthaceae.
AAUCAAAAUCUAACUUCCUUAAUUGGAACGGUAAGCACAGAAAGCUGAAACUUACGUACAAUUAGAAAAAAAACAAGGCAGUAGAAGGGCCCAUCACGUGCUUUCUUCUCCUAUCUAACCCCAUCACACUCUCAUUCUCUCCAUCUGGGGGUCUCCACUCUUGAUCCAGAGACUAUCUCGAGAAUACUCCGUUUUGAUUUGAUUCAAAUCCACGAUCUUUUUUGUAUGAUAUCAAAUUUAAGUUUGAUUCGCAAAUUCCCAUGUUCUAGACAGUAUGUCAAACAUCAAGGACAAAUGCAUUCUCUUGGCUCCUGGUGAUUAUAAAUUCUUCAAGUCCCAAGUUCCCCUUCACAAAAUCCCUGUUUUUUCUAAACAAUGGAGAUAUUAUGAUUUUGGUCCAAAGGUGGUUCCUCCUCUUAUUUGUAUUCCUGGUACAGCAGGAUCAGCUGAUGUAUACUAUAAGCAAGUAAUGGCUCUGUCAAUGAAGGGUUAUAGGGUCAUUUCUAUUGAUAUCCCUCAUGUUUGGAAUCAUCAAGAGUGGUUUCGAUCAUUUGAAAAGUUCUUGGAUACUAUUGAUGUUCAUCAUAUUCACAUUUAUGGGACAUCUCUGGGGGGGUUUUUGGCCCAAUUGUUUGCUCAACAUCGUCCAAGACGAGUCAAAUCAUUAGUUCUCUCAAAUACAUUCUUGGAUACACAUUCCUUUUCAGCCGCCAUGCCUUGGGCUCCUAUUGUGAGCUGGACACCAUCAUUCCUUCUGAAACGAUAUGUCUUGACGGGUAUUCGUGAUGGCCCCCAUGAACCAUUUAUUGCAGAUUCCGUUGACUUUGUUGUAUCUCAGGUUGAAGCACUUUCAAAAGACGAUUUGGCAACCAGAUUGUCUCUAUCGGUUGAUUCUGCUUCAGUUGGACCUCUUCUGCUGCCAGAUGCGUCAAUAACUAUAAUGGAUACAAAUGACUAUUGUGCGAUCCCACAGUUGCUUAAAGAUGAAGUAAGCGAAAGGUAUCCUGGAGCAAGGCGAGCAUACUUAAAAUCCGGUGGUGAUUUUCCAUUCUUGUCACGCCCUGAUGAAGUUAAUUUGCAUCUUCAGUUGCAUCUUAGACGUGUUGGAGUGGAGCCUCGACCAGACUUGGUUCGAGGUGCUCUUCAACCUCCUAUUUUUGGUAACAACCCCAAUGACGAAAAAUGGAGAGUAAAUGAUCUCCGAUCCGGAGAUGUUGGAAGCUCGAAAGAUCGUUCAAACAGUGAACUCCAAGAUGAUGAUGAAAACAACCCACCAAACAAUGACGAACAAGAAGUAAUUGACCUACUCGAGGGAAUAGAAGACAGUUGUAAAGGUCCAUUAAGAGGUGAUGAUGGAGACGAUAAGGAUGAUCCACCGGGAGAUGAUGGAGGUUACUCUAGAGGUCCAUCGACAAGCAACGAAGCAAGAAACACCGAGGAACCACGUCAGGAUUCUGUUGAAAGCUCCUGAGACUCCUCAAAGAAUCGUGAAAGUAAAAAUGAUGAAACUCCUAAAGACUCAGAGAGCGGUGUCUUGUCUUCUCUUGCAGAAGGCACAAAACAAAGUUCCUCGAAUAAGCAAAACUCAGGUAGUCAGGUUACUGUAAAGAAUCAACUAUAUCAGAGUAUAAUGAAAUCAGUAAUGAACUUUCCAGAAAUAAUCCACACAAAAUUGAUUGAGUAUAUUGCUGUGAAAAAUCAGAGUAACAAAAGUAUACCCCACUUCGAGAGGAGGCUCUCUCCAAAAAACAAACUCAAUAACAAACUUUCUGAUGCCCAUUAUAAUCCAUGCCUCAAGUAUUUAAGCAAACAGAAAUAACAAACUAAUGACAUCACUCACAAAAAUAAUGACAUCAUAAAAUAUUCAAAAUAUUAAUUAACUAAUUCUUAUCUGUCCUUUUC